UUUUUUUGAACACAACUUUCUUGUUUCAGGCAACUCUAUGUUAUACUUUACUCAAAGCCAUCACAGUGGAAUGCAAGGCUAAAAAAGUGAAAUGGUGGCAUGCCAGUAUUGUCAUGGGUUUCAUAGGAUUUGUCUUAGGUUGUGCGGUUCUGUUACAACCUAAUUUUGAUAUUGUACACCUGCUAGACCAUUAUAUUGUCGGCAACUUAAUUUUAAUAACUGCAGUCGUUGAGGUUAUGGCAAUGAUUGCUUUCUAUGGGACAGAAAGAAUAAGAUCUGAUUUCGAAUUCAUGCUUGGACAUAUUCUGUCGGGAUUAUGGCUCCUCUUGUGGUGGGCUGCACCUCUCAUUCUCACAGCCUUGUUCGCUUGGGGGAUGAUCACUCUACCCAUGGAGGGCAUCUUCAGAGAAGAUCCACCCUGGUUGUACUUGACAGGAUGGGGUGUGGUACUGGUAGCUUCCCUCUUCAUUUUUAUCAAAGGAGUACACACAGUUCACAUUCAAGAUGGAUAUACUUGGAAAGACGGGGGUGCUGAAAGAAUGAAUCCUUGGGGCAUGCCACAUUUCACAUCAAGUUUGACUGACUUCUUGAUGAAGACACAAACACCUCUGCUUAUGUUGAAUACUUUCGAAGCCAUAAUGCUGGAAUAUCUUUAG
This is a messenger RNA of Leptinotarsa decemlineata (Colorado potato beetle), 656 nucleotides long. RefSeq names its product bloated tubules (gene Blot). Gene Ontology annotation, molecular function: glycine:sodium symporter activity. The record is from RefSeq and is a predicted model, not a curated record. Gene Ontology annotation, cellular component: plasma membrane. Gene Ontology annotation, biological process: sodium ion transmembrane transport; nitrogen compound transport; amino acid transport. Lineage: Eukaryota; Metazoa; Arthropoda; Insecta; Coleoptera; Chrysomelidae.